AUUUUUGUAAACUAAAUAUGGAAGAGUCAGUAAUAUCAUAUGAAUAUUUUUUAUCAGCAAUUCAGAAAUUGUUAUUAUGUCAUCUUAAGGUCUUUUGCUUCAUAUUUUGCAUAUACGUUUUAUUUGGAGCUGCAUUUGAGUUUCGCUCAAUCCGAGUUUGUCCAAAUUUUGAAAUGCCAUGUCGUAACCACAUCAUCUAUAUCAAAAGGCCUGCAAUUUGCCUAAUUGUUCGACCAAAUACGUCCAGAUUGAGCUGUGUGGAACUGCAAGAUCUUUCAGCUGUUAUAAAAGCCAAUGGCCACAUCAAAUCUUUACACAUUCAACAUUCGAAGUCACUCGCAGGCAUAUCCUUUACAACAUGCAGCAAAAGCUCUACAUAUUAUUGCUGGCUUUGGUAGCGACUCUGGCUGCUGCUCAGCCUGCUACUCUGCUGCCUGCCGCUCCUGGCUUGUCCACGGCAGCCGCUGGUUUUAAUGGUCUCGCCGCUCCAGGAGCUGCUCCUUUGGCCAUCUCGAGCAGCCAGCGCCUGGACUACUUCAAUCAACUCAAUGCCGCCUUCGCACCAGCUGCUCGUCUGAUAGCCACUCCGUCGGGCUUGGCUGCUUUUCCCUCAAUUUUUGGUUUUCCACGCUUUGGACAACUGGCUGCAGCCAAUGCGCCUUUCAUCUUUUAAUGCUUAACUAUUUAAUUUAUAUAUAUUAUGGGCCCAAAUAAAAGUUUUAUAUCAUUUUA
This is a messenger RNA of Drosophila mojavensis, 732 nucleotides long. RefSeq lists its product as uncharacterized. The coding region runs from base 359 to 673 and encodes 104 amino acids. NCBI's taxonomy places the organism in Eukaryota, Metazoa, Arthropoda, Insecta, Diptera, Drosophilidae. The transcript has 2 exons. The record is from RefSeq and is a predicted model, not a curated record.